Molecule: messenger RNA, 3212 nt
Organism: Oppiella nova
Lineage: Eukaryota; Metazoa; Arthropoda; Arachnida; Sarcoptiformes; Oppiidae
Source: the annotation of a GenBank genome assembly
AUGGCUAUGGCAUACGUUUGGCUUUUGCUGUUUGUUUUUAUUAUCCAUACGACGACUUCGCAGCCAACGUACGCGCAUAGGAGACCUAUCUGUGGAUAUGGAUCCUGUCCCACGACUGUCGACCACUUUCUGAAUAUACAUAUCGUAUGUCAUACCCAUUUGGACACGGGUUGGACGGAGACCUACGAUGAUUACUACUACAGAUACGUGCGCAUGAUUUACGACUCUGUGGUUCAGACCCUGUUUGAGGUGUCAAACCGUAAGUUCAUUGCUGUGGAGACAUCAUUCUUCUCGCGAUGGUAUAAUGAACAGAACCACACCAUUAGGAGCAGGGUCCAUUUGCUGGUCAACAAUGGUCAACUGGAGUUCAUAAACGGCGGGUGGAGUAUGAACGACGAGGCGGCCACCCAUUACUCGGCGAUCAUCGACCAGAUGACAGUCGGUCACCGGUGGCUGAACCGGACGUUCGGCGAGUGCGGUAUCCCUCGCAUCGGGUGGCAAAUCGAUCCGUUCGGCCACUCGCGAGAACAGGCCUCCCUAUUGUCGCAAAUGGGUUUCGACGGCAUGUUUUUGGGUCGCAUCGACUACCAGGACAAGUUGCUACGGGAAAGGACGCAAACGAUGGAAUUCAUAUGGAAGGCGAGCCCGAGUCUGGGCAAGAGCGCCGACAUGUUCACCGGCACUCUGCCCAACGUGUAUUGGCCGCCCAAAAACUUUUGCUUUGACGUCAACUGUUUCGACGAACCCAUUACAUCGGAAAACGCCAUCCGAAAGGCCAAAGAGUUCAUACGGAUAGCUCGGGAGCAGAGCCUUCAGUACGGCACGAAUCACACGAUCAUAACGAUGGGAAUGGACUUCUACUACCGGAACGCCAACAUUUGGUACCAGAAUUUGGAUCGACUGAUGAGUGCCAUAAACUCGCUGCAGGAGAAGGAAAGAGUGAAUAUCGUGUAUUCGUCGCCCUCUUGCUAUCUCAAGGCGCUGAAUGGGGCCAAUAGGACCUGGCCUAUCAAACUGGACGACUUCUUUCCGUACGCCGACGCCUGGAAUGCCUACUGGACGGGCUAUUUCACGAGUCGACCGUCACUGAAAUAUCUGAUCAAAAACGCAAACAAUUUAAUACAAAGCGCUAAACAACUGUCAGUACUGUCGCGGAUGAGCGAUAGGCUGUCCCCGAAGCUGACGGCCCUUCAGGAGGCUCUGGGUCUACUGCAACACCACGACGCGGUGACCGGCACCUGCAAGCAGGCCGUCAACAACGACUACGUCCGGUUCACGUCGACGGCCAUCGCCGAGGCACAGGAGGCUGUCAUUGAGUCCUACUAUUAUUUGCUACAAAACGAAGGAUACGUCAGUUAUUCUAGUCUUUCAUUCUGUAAUCAACUGAAUAUAAGCGAGUGUGCGGUCACUGAGAGGAUCGACUUCGAGUCGGACGCCGCUGUCAUUAUUUAUAACCCAUUGGCACAUCCCGUCCAACACUUCAUUAGACUCCCCGUCAGAGACUUCAGGUAUCGCGUGAGAGACGCCUCCGGAGGACUCAUUCAGUCGCAGAUAGUUCCGAUUAACUCGAAGAUAAUGUCUUUGCCUGAAAGAAAUUCAAUAGCCGUCUCGGAGCUGCUAUUCCUGGCAAUACUACCCCCACUCGGAUACUCGAGUUUUAUGGUCGACAGAAUCAGUAGUGACUAUCAAAGCAUUAUAACGAGUCAAGAAAGUCAGAUAACAGAUGGCUCGUCAUCUUCUGCGGAUGUGAUCCUAGAGAACGGGAGGAUUAGUAUUAAGAUUGACGGACAGACAGGACUCUUAAAACAAGUGGGCCUUAAGAACGGGCAGUUAAUACCGUUUUCGCAGAACUUUUGGUACUAUCAGGGAGAGGACAGAUUUAAAGGCGAAAAGCCUUCCGGCGCCUACGCUUUCAACCCGAGCCAUCACAUCCCGCAUAUGGUCUCAAAUGCCGCCAAAUAUAAGAUAGUCAGAGGAAGACUCGUCGAUGAGAUCCACCAGACAUUCAACCCGUGGUUGUCUCAAGUCAUACGCCUGUAUCGCGACUACGAUUACAUUGAGUUUGAUUGGGUUGUGGGGCCCAUACCUGUUAGGAACUGGAUGUACGACCAGGGGCUCGAGAUUAUCACGAAAUAUGACACCAACUUCAAAAACAACGGAACUUUCUUUACGGACUCCAACUCGAGGGAAACCAUUCGCAGAAUACGUCACCACAGGCCGACCUGGGACUUGGAGACCACCGAAACGGUGGCCAGUAAUUACUACCCCAUCACCAGCUGGAUGUUCAUCAGGGACUACGCGCAGGACCUGCAGAUGACUGUCCUGACAGAUAGGGCAGAGGGUGGCAGCAGUAUGUCUGACGGAUCUCUUGAGGUGAUGAUUCACAGGAGACUACUUUACGACGAUGGCUAUGGUAUGGAGGAGGCGCUCAACGAACCGGGAACUGAUGGCAAAGGACUUAUCGUGAGAGGAAAGCAUCGCCUUAUCAUUAAUGGCAUUCAGCAGAGUAUACGCCAAAUGCGGACAAUGAGCAAAACCCUGACCUGGAAGCCCAUCCCUCUGUUCCGCAAAAGUGUUCCGACGGCCGGCAGAACCCGAACGCGAGCCAUAUCCCGAUCCGACGAUUACAUCAAUUUCGUGGGAAUUAACAAACUGUUGCCAAAGAAUAUCCAUUUACUCACACUUGAGGCCUGGGAUGACGACUACGUCCUCAUAAGACUCGAGCACUUCUACGAAAUCAAUGAGGACUCGGAGUUCUCCACACCGACGGACGUGUCGCUCAGGAAUUUGUUCACAACUUUCCGUAUAAUUAGCGUCAAAGAGAUGACACUAUCGGCGAACCAGGAGUUGAGUGCAUCGGAGCGCAAGCGAAUGGUGUGGACGCCUGACUUUGAUCCCUACGCCAACUACAAGUCGGCCUACGAUCGCAUCGACAACUCAGUGAACGAGAAUUUGACGAGCAGUGAGAGCGAGUAUAAUAUAAACCAGACGUUUAUAAUCACUUUGAAACCGAUGCAAAUCCGUACGUUUUUGUUGAGAGUGGAGUCCCGACGUAACUGUCCCUACACUGGCUUUAAUGUGCCCCGAAAGCAAAGGAACAGGUUCAGUUCAAACGGUUUAGACUGCUGAGUGAACGGGAUCUAAAUAAAUAAAUCUCAUAUUAGUUGAAUUACAUUUUUAUGAAUAACUUACAUCACAUUUUUGUUUGUCGU